UUACACAAUAAUCUGUCGUGAUUCUCUAUUCUACGAUAUUGUUGAACGCAGCAUUAGUGUCAACGUCAUUUCCUAAAAACGUUUUCCUCUUAAAGAUGGCGGCGACCUUGUGUGCAAAAUUACUACCGAAACAGGGAUGGCAUCCCCUUAUACAGUGUGUUCGCCACGGCUCCAAGGCUGUGACUCGGCACAAGAGACCGAUGCACUUUCUUAAACAGAAGCUGAUGUCUGUCACACGUUACAUUCCUCCCCCACGACCCAUUCCUGUUGGAGCGUAUCCACGACCAACCAGACAAGACCAGGAGGAUACACCUUUCACGAUACUCGUUAAGAAGAAUUUGAACAGCGUGUUCCAGGAAUCAAAGAUGGUCGCUGUGGUGCAAAACAGUGGCAGCACUGCUGAAGAAAUGAUGCUUAUCAAGUACAAACUUCAUAAACAUGGCAUCACGGUGAAAUUCUUCCCCAACCAGGUGGUGCGUUCGUUCCUGAAAGACAGCCCUUAUGCCAACAUGGCUCCUCUAUUCAUUGGUCACACGGUUCUGUUCAUUUGUAAAGAGCCGAAGGUGAAGGAGAUGCUAUCGACUAUGAGGACCAGCCGCCAUAUGCUACUCCUGGGAGCCUGUAUAGACAACACGCUGCUGAGUGCACAAGGGGUGGUGAGCUACUCCAAACUGCCGUCGGUGUCUGUAGUCCAGGGUGAGCUGGUCAGUGGGCUCACCCUGCUGACGUCCCAAACAGCCGCCAUGCUGCAACGCCACCCGGCCCAACUCUCUGCACUCCUGCAGCAGCACGUCAGACAGCAGAGCUCGGACAACAGCUCGGAGGGAGCUCCUAAAGCACAGAAGGCUACGUAGAGCUGGAAAGGAAAAAAAUGGACUGUUGUAGAUUUCCAGCUGGUUGAAAUUACAAGGAAACGUCGGGUUGGAUGCAUAUAUUGAAUUUAUUGUAAUUUAGUGCCAAACAACUAGGCAGAUUUUUAAGAUUACUCCACAAAGAAAAAGUUGGUGGUUUACUCCAUCUCAGAUCCGUUUGAUUGGUGUUAAAUUCAAUUAAUUCAAACAAUAUGCAGCCACCAAUAGGAGCACUGUGGCUGCUGUGAAAAAGGGUGCCUACAGACUUGACUGUUUUCAGUGCACCUCACCUCAACCAUCAGUGGAAGUCUUGGAUGGACAGAGCUGAAAAAUGUCAAUGUCUUUCAUGCAAUUCCUUAGUUUAAGGAUAUUGUCACACAUAAAUAAACUAUUUAAACAUAA
Eleginops maclovinus (Patagonian blennie) is the source of this 1253-nucleotide messenger RNA. RefSeq names its product mitochondrial ribosomal protein L10 (gene mrpl10). Bases 96 to 854 code for a protein of 252 amino acids. The transcript is spliced from 5 exons. Gene Ontology annotation, cellular component: mitochondrial large ribosomal subunit. The record is from RefSeq and is a predicted model, not a curated record. Gene Ontology annotation, molecular function: structural constituent of ribosome. Gene Ontology annotation, biological process: translation. NCBI's taxonomy places the organism in Eukaryota, Metazoa, Chordata, Actinopteri, Perciformes, Eleginopidae.